This is a messenger RNA of Frieseomelitta varia, 6914 nucleotides long. It is a transcript of the gene Sdc, whose product is annotated as syndecan-like. Lineage: Eukaryota; Metazoa; Arthropoda; Insecta; Hymenoptera; Apidae. Gene Ontology annotation, biological process: cell migration. Gene Ontology annotation, cellular component: membrane; cell surface. The transcript is spliced from 5 exons. The coding region runs from base 16 to 660 and encodes 214 amino acids. The record is from RefSeq and is a predicted model, not a curated record.
AUAUCAUAUUGCUGAAUGAAGAAGAAUCAAAACGAAAAAGAGAGGACAGCGGCAGGGAAUUCGGCGUACAAUUCUUCGGACGAUAUCUAUUUGGACGACCAGGAAUUUUUAGAGGGUUCUGGUCGAGGAGGCAGUGAAGGUCGCGACACUGAAGCAUCCGGAAGUGGCCUUGGUCCGGACGAUGAGGACGGCGACGACGAUCACGAUUUUAGUAAUAAUAACAGGAUAGAACCACCGCCUCCAAGGCCGGCAGAACCAAAAACACCAUAUUCCGUUGACGAACCAAGUGAUAAAAAUAAGGAACAGACGAUCGUCGAGCCCGUAAACCGACCCGACAACGAGGUCGAUGUAAUCGAGCCCUUAAAUGUCGAGGACGACCACUCGGACAACACCGACGACAUCCACGAAGUGUACAUCAUGAACCCGAAACACGAAGACCGUGCCAGCUCUUUCUUUGCUCAGCCAGGUGUAUUGGCAGCGGUGAUCGGUGGCGCAGUAGUUGGUCUACUUUGCGCAAUCCUCGUGGUGAUGUUCAUCGUAUAUAGGAUGCGCAAGAAGGACGAGGGAUCAUACGCCCUUGAUGAGCCAAGAAGAUCACCGGCGGCGCAGGCGUUCCUUAAGCCCGGCGCGCCGCAUCACAAUCGGGAAUUCUAUGCUUGAGGCGACAAAGCUUAUCUGGCUUUGGCACCGCCCAGUUUUGUCCCACGAUACCAUGCCGAGAAAGACGAUGUCCUUCGACCGAAUUAAGCGCCACCGCCGACGAUACGAUACAUUCGGAAUCUCCCACGAGUGUCUUGCGAAACACCUCGUUCACUGACCAUAAAGAGAGAGACUUCCUUCACGUCGGGGAAAAAGCGUCACCUUUAUAUCUUUCUAACCUUUUGUUCAGGGGCUUUCCCAAUACUUCCGUUUCUAUUCAUCUAAACGCGCCUCAAUUUCUUUAUAACGAUCUACUCAUUUCGAUAUAAUAUUCUAUAGUUUAUAAUAGGCGCCUGUUUUUAAUUUAACAGGUUACUUUCUGAGGUGGAACCUCCCUUAACACCCCACAUCACUCUAUUUUCCUACUCGCGUGCCAUCUCGCUGCGAGUAGUUCCCUGUGUUAAGCAUUGGUCCACCUCCGGGAGUAAAACGUCGAUUUUCCUCUCGGUUCUAACUUAUUUUAUACUUUCGUACGAACUCGGUGUUUAAUUGUUGAAUGUUUUUGUCUUUCUUCCGUAACUGUCGUGCGCUGAUCGAGCAGGAAAGAAAAAGGGCGACGACUGAUGAAGCGCUCCCCGUCGCGAAUACUCGUCGGCAAGGUCGCGCCAAUUCCAGAUGCAUUUAAACAGCAUGUAUUUCAAAACGUAUACGUAUCCAGGCGUACAUACACGCCACGCCACACUGUACAGAACUGAGAACGCGAAAAUUCGUGGGCGAUAAACGCUGCUGGUAUGUCGUUAAUCAUUCUGGUCCGGUGGAAGGAGGGAAAGGAAGAAGGAUCGUUGCGCCACCGUGAUUUCUCUUCAACGCCAAUCCCAUGAACCACGACCUCGUUUAUCAACGUUUCCUCCGUUGUUUUCUUCCCUUCCCCCUUUUUUUUUCUCUCUUCCUCUGUUUUUCGUUUACUUUCUUUUUGUUUUCUGUUUGCGAUAUAUCGUUUCCAAAUUAUUUACCAGAUUUGCAAAAUCUUUUUAACAGUAUGACACAGAGACUCUGAUCCAUUGACGCUUUUCCCUUUUCUCGAGUCCAAUUUUGUGGAAUCUCAACGCCUAUUACGAUUGCUAGAAGAGAAAGAGACAUGAGAUUUCUUUUUUCUUUUUUUUUGUAGGAAAUCUGUAACUUAUUUUGACCUAGGUUGAGCAGUAGAAUUGUACUAAUAAGGGAAAUUAAAAAUUAGGGAAUAGCAUCAGCUUAGGCGGUGGGACAAAUGAUAGGUGAAGAUACUAAAAAUAACUUAAGGUUCUUAAUUUUUUUAAAAUCAUUAAUAUACCUAGAUACGAUAUAGGAUAAUUAAAUGGAUAAUCUAGUAAGUUAAAUGGAUUGUUUAUAACGAAUGAUUAUAAUAUGUUCACAUUUUGAUAAGGACAGACGAUGUUACUCAUUAAUUAAAAGGAAAUUUAGAAGAAAUUGACAAAUUGAUGAAUUUAAAGUAUAUUCGAGUAUUUAUAUCUGAAAUCAUGCUAAUCAUAAAAUUUAUUUCCUAAUCUCAUAUAUCGGUAUUUAAUUACGUGAAAUCGUUUAAUAAUUUACUAUUUAAUAUUGAAUCCCGUUUUUUUUUUUUUUAAUAUACAUAUAUAUUUUUUUUCUUUUAAUAUAAUGAACAAAUGUCAGAUGGCACAAAUGCAGUUGCGAUGUUCCUCUAAGAUACUUUUUUAUAUGUACGGAAAUUAUUUAUUUCUAAGUUAAUGAGAUAAAAUGUAUAUCUCUAUCAGUAAUUAGGCUUAGAAUUCCGUAUAAUAAUUCUAAUUUUAAUCUCCAGAUUUUUAUUGUAUCGUGCUUGUUUAUUAGAGUAUUUAAAUUAUUGAUUCACUUACGAAAACUCGCGAAAACCAGUGAUAUGAAUCCCAGCUAAAAAUCAGGAAACCUGUUUUAUUAAUAAACGCGUGUUUCAUUACGCUCGCGAUAGGGGUUGAAGCUAAGCCUCCAAGCGGAAAUGUCCUCAUCGAACACGGUUGUAUCGAUUGCCACGCACCUAGUGGAUAAAAAACUCAGCGUGCCAUUUUAAGCACCUCAAGUGACGACGAUCAGUCGAUCUUCCGUAAAAAACAAAACGAACGACAUUAUAAGAAAAAAAAAAAGAAGAUUCAUUUAUCGAUUGCAUUUUAUCAAAAAACAGCAAAAUGUAUCCUCGCGAUCAUUCCCUUCUUCCACCCUAAAAACAACUAAGAAACAUUUUGUAUCUUAAGAAGAAAAAAAGCUUCUUCUGCUGGUCGAGAAAGAUUCUAUUUGCCAUGAGAACAAAAAAAGAAAAAGGUGUUUAAAUUUCUCGUGUGUAUGCAAGAACGUUACUUCUUCCAAUCUUGAAAGGAAUAUAACGUGCGUACACGCACAGAUUUAUAUACGUACAUACGAUUUUCAUCUCCGACUGCAAAGAGACAUGCGUAUGCCAUAUGAAAAAAACAAAAAUGAUUUAAAAAUGAAAGGUAUUCACACGUACAAGUGUAUAUCUAUUUGUUCCAAGAUUUUCAUCCGCGGUAUUUAUCCUAUGGUCGAUCAGUAUCGCGAAGUACGUUGUAAUAAUUUAUUAACUUUUCCACGUAGGACCAAGUGAUUCUCCUUGCUUUCUCUAUUCCCACUUUCUAAUUCUCCUCCCAUAUCCUUCUUUUUUUUUUUCUUUUUAAAAUUCUCCGUUACACUUUCAGUGAUCCUGUGGAUCGUUAACUCGCCUCUCCUCAAUUAUUUGAGCUGUUUUCGGCGUCACGUUCGCCUCUUUCCAGGUAGAACGCAAUCAGUGUUUUAAUCGUCGAUAAUUAAUUUUAAAAAAAAGACGAUUUUAUGUAUGAUUUUGUUAAAUGAAAUUAUGAAUUAAAAAGGAUGACAUUUGAUUGUGCUGAUGAAUGAAAGAAGGGAGUUGUUAAAGCAAAGAAAAAAAAAGAAUUAUUAAGAAACAACUAAUAAAUUAAUCAUUGUAACGUUAUUAUUAUUAGGAUUAUUAUUAUUAUUAUUAUUAUUAUUAAUAAUAAUAUUAUUAAUGGAACAUAGCGUUAGUAGAUUGAAUUUUUAGUCACACCAUCUAGAAUACGUUGUUCCAUCAUGUUCCCUCCAAUUUCGAAUGAUAACAAUUCGUAGAAAUCUAGCGAUAUCUUUUACUAUCCUGUUAGAUCGCGACAUUAAUUGACGUUAACUUUUCAAUGAAUAAAUGUGAAUGAUUUCCAUACUUGAUAAAUAAUCUUAUAUAUACGAUGUUAUAUCUUUUAUAAUAUCUUAUAUAUAACGUUAUGUCACUAUUAUAUCCUGUGCAAUAAUAAUAUGAAUUUUAUGUACAUGAACCGUUGCAUUUAUUAUCGCCCGUAUCGACCAAUAUAUAAAAUAAAGCAACAUCACUUAAAACAUAUAAGCAGAAUCUGACACAGAAAUAAUUAAAAUAUUAAACACAUUUAUUUGUAGUUGAAAAAGAAGAAAAGAAAAAGAACAGUGGACACACAAAUUUCUAUUUUCUCAUGUAAAUAAAUAAGAAUUAUUAGAAUCCUAUUUUUCAACGCGCGAAAGUUUUAUUUAAACAAUAAGAUUACCAUAAAUCUGUGUUCUACCUGCGUAGGAGGAACACGGGCGCCAUUUUUAUAAAGUCCGAUGUAUCGGGGUAAACUAAAAUAUAUCAUGUCGAUACUGCCAUGUAUUAAUUACAUAAGGAACACCAAUUGCCUACGAGAGCUGUCGUAAUAUUUUUUCCACGUAGUCGCGGUUUCUUCCUGGAUCUUCUUUUUCUGAAAUUCACGUAAUCUAUCUAUCUAUUUUCUUUUCCAUUUCGCUUUAAAACGAUAAUUGAACGUUAAGGGCAAAGCGUUUUUUUAACCAACGCAAUGCAUCAUAAUCGAUGUCGUACGAAACGACUUUUAUUCCAUUAGCUUGUAACAGACGGAAGAAAAAGAAUGAAUAAACAUCAUGUUGUGUUUAUCAUACAUUAUGGAAAUUAUUUUUUACGACAUCGAUUUAAGUGUUUUCAGGUAUCGUGUGUUUUUCAUCGAGACAGAUAAAUUCCAUCGAUCAGCGCAUUUUGAUAAUGGCACACUCGUUGCUUCUAAAUCGAUCUUAUCGAUUUAUAAAAUCACUGGAAGCUAUUUUAUAGGUUUAUUUAUAAAAGUGUCUAAACGUCUCUACACGUAACAGAUAGUAAUAAAAAGAAUAAGUGUAUUGAUAGGGUCGACUUGGAAGAAGAAUCAUAUAAAUAAGCGGUUAUUCGAUAUACAAAUUAUGUGAGAAGUAAAGAUCGCAAAUAAUUAUCGAUAUCUAAGUAAAAAUGAUCAAAACUGUCUGAAAAGUUACGGUACGAUAAAGUACCGAAUAAGUGAUUGUGUUUAGGAUAAGUUACUUGCAAUAAAUAGAAUGGAAAUUAAUUCUCUCUUCUAUUUCUCCCAAAAUUAGUAGACCGCAGUACCUAAGAAUUAAUUGUGCGAAAUAUAUACACAUUCAUACGAAUUUUCUGCUUUGCCUCUAACUCAUAAAUCGUUGAAAAGGAAAUUUAUUUUUUUUAUAUUACUACAGAUUGCUAAUUCAUUUAUCAAACUUAGUCAAAAUUACUGUUAAAUACGUCAUUCGUCACGUGUUUUCUUCGCGUCAAAUCAGUUCUGAAAAUCCUUAAGUACAUACAUACAUAUAUACAUUUCUUCACUUUUCGAAAAUAUCUUAAUUCCUCGAAUCUCCUUCCUCUCUUGCUAUUCGAUUUCCCCUUUUUGAAUAUUUCUUUUCCUUUCUUACUACUGGUAAAAAGAAACAUGGAGACGGAAUAAUAAUCUUUAUUGUAUUGUAAUAAUAAUUGUACGCAACGUAAAGAGAAUUGUUUGUUACGUAAUAAUUUAAUUUUCCGUGCGAUGAUACGGAGCAACACAACUUUUUUUUUUUUCUUAAUAGGCAAAAAUUUAAAAAAUUUCUUCCUUUCACGAAUAAAUAUUUUCAAAUUAAAUAUAAUUAAUUAAAAAAAAUUAAAAUUUUUUUUAUUGAUAUAAUUUAUUGAUAUACAUAUAUGAAAAAUAAUUUAUUAAAAAAUAUAUAUAUAUAUAUUUGUUCGUGAAUCACGAAGAAAUUUCUUACAGCAUUUCUUGCAUUUAGGCGCGAUCAAAAACAAAUUAUGUUGGACGCGAGAAUCCUAGACAACAAAAGAUAAGAAAGUAAAAAGAGCAUGUUGGAUUUCCAUAUGGCUCAUUUAAUACUCAAAAUGCGCUGUCUACGUUCUGUGCGACAAGAAAUAAUACUAAUUGUAAUGAAAUCUUAUUUUAUAAGAGGAUAUAUUCCAUAAAGAAUGCUAUAGUAACGAGAAGUCUGUCUAACACUAGACGAAAACCCAUAGGCCAGGUGGACAAAUGAAUAAUAAUUUUAAAAAUGAACAUAAAUAAUAUUUAAUAAUAAUGAUAAUUAACAAUAUUAUUUUUUAAGAAUAAGUAUUGUCUACCCUCCUACCCUUUUGGAUCGCUCUCAGAGCUCCAUAAAGUAUAUAUUACAUAUAUAUGUAUAUAUAUUCGUGAUCAAUGAACACAUAUAUAAGUAUAUACAUGUAUAUGUAUUUGUAUAAAUAAUAAUAAUAAUAAUAAUAAUAAUAAUAAAAAUAAUAAUAAUAAUCGCCCGCUAGUGAACAAGCGAAUUAUAAUUCUUUCUUUUACACUUUUACAUUUUACAUUUUUAAUCUAUAACGAUUUUAUCGAUUCGUGCUUGAAGUUCCUAGGAUCUAUAGUAUAUCCAACAAAUCGGUGCAAAUAAAACAAAUAUUUGCGCUUAAAAUAUAUGAUAAAAGCAACGGCUCAGCAAAUACUAUUUAGUUAUUUAUUUUCAAAAUGAAAAAGUUAAUUAUUUAAAAUUUAAUUUGUAUUUUUAUGUAUUACGUCAUUUAUUCAUAGUUGCGUUACUUAUAUUUAUAUAAGUAGAACUACAAUAUUCCAGAAAUAUAAGAAAUAUAAAUAUUGUUCUUCUGAAAUAUUUCUAUUUCAUGAAUUAUAUAUUUCUAUCAAUUUUAUUUUAUUUAAUACACAUUUUUUUUUUACAAAUGUUCACACUCGUUGGAUAUAUUAUAUAUACACGAAUCGAUCAAAGUUCAAGAACGUGAUAACGCAAUUUGCAUUGCAUUUCAAAACGUGUUAUUUGCAUUGCGGGCGUUUAUACGUCAAUGAAAUAUGUUAUUAUUAACAGAAAUUAACAAUAAUUGCACUAUGUUAGUAUAACGAAUAGUACUGUAUGUCGUCGCUCCUAUUCUGUAAAUAAACACUGUGCCGUAUAAGAAAAAUUAA